CUGGAGCAGAGUCUGCGUGUCGCCUGACCGGAUGAUGACUGACUGAAGUUUUAUCACUGUAGUUUUCUAUUCCGUGUUUUCUAUUCAUUUAAAUAGCGCGUCACUGUAGCCCUGUUAUUUAGAAUCUAGUUACGGAGCCUAACCCAAAUCUGACAACAAUCACGUUUUAACAGUCGACUUGACUUUUACGCUUUUUUUCCGUGAAAGGAAACUCCAGUUCGCAAGUGAGAGAGCGCAAAGAUCCGACCCAUCUCUCUCUCUCUCCCUGUCUCUCCGAGAAUCCUGAGUUGAGUCCGCCGGAGAGAAGAGCAGCAGCCAUGGGGAACCGGGGCAUGGAAGACCUUAUUCCCCUCAUCAACAAGCUCCAGGACGCCUUCAGCUGCAUCGGCCAGAGCUGCAACCUGGACCUGCCGCAAAUCGCCGUGGUCGGAGGGCAGAGCGCCGGGAAAAGCUCUGUUCUUGAAAAUUUCGUUGGAAGGGACUUUCUACCCCGGGGCUCUGGUAUCGUGACCCGAAGACCUCUCGUCCUUCAACUGGUCAACAACCAAGCAGAGUAUGCUGAGUUCCUUCAUUGUAAAGGUCGUAAGUUUGUGGACUUUGAUGAGGUGCGUUUGGAGAUUGAGGCCGAGACUGAUCGCAUCACUGGGUCCAAUAAGGGAAUCUCUGCUGUUCCCAUCAACCUCCGAGUCUAUUCCCCUAAUGUGUUAAACCUGACUCUUAUAGAUCUACCAGGGAUGACUAAGGUAGCGGUGGGAGACCAGCCAGUCGACAUCGAGCACCAGAUCAGAGACAUGCUGAUGCAGUUCAUAACUAAAGAAUCCUGUCUGAUCCUGGCUGUGACUCCAGCUAACCAGGAUCUGGCCAACUCUGAUGCUCUCAAGAUUUCUAAGGAGGUCGACCCUCAAGGGUUACGUACCAUCGGAGUGAUCACCAAGCUGGACCUGAUGGACGAGGGGACGGACGCACGGGACAUUCUAGAGAAUAAACUACUGCCGCUACGCAGGGGUUACAUCGGGGUGGUGAAUCGUAGUCAGAAGGAUAUUGACGGCAGGAAGGAUAUUAAAGCAGCUCUGGGUGCAGAGAGGAAGUUCUUCCUGUCUCAUCCAGGAUACAGACACAUAGCUGACCGCAUGGGAACACCACAUCUACAGAAAACACUCAACCAGCAACUGACCAACCACAUCCGGGACACGUUGCCAGGGUUACGUAGUAAGCUCCAGAGCCAGCUUCUCUCUCUGGAGAAAGAGGUGGAGGAAUACAAGAACUACAAACCAGACGACCCGACGCGCAAGACCAAGGCCCUACUGCAGAUGGUUCAGCAGUUUGGUGUAGACUUUGAGAAGCGUAUUGAGGGAUCAGGUGAUCAGGUGGAUACUGCGGAGCUCUCUGGAGGAGCUAGAAUCAACAGGAUCUUCCACGAGAGAUUCCCCUUCGAACUGGUCAAGAUGGAGUUUGAUGAGAAGGAGUUGAGGAGAGAGAUCAGUUAUGCCAUCAAGAACAUCCAUGGAGUGAGAACAGGCCUGUUCACCCCUGACCUAGCCUUUGAGGCCAUAGUGAAAAAGCAGAUCAUUAAACUGAAAGAGCCCUGUCUGAAAUGCGUGGACCUCGUCCUGUCCGAGCUCACCUCCCUCGUCAAGAAGUGUACCGGAAAGCUUGGCUCCUACCCCAAACUGAGAGAAGAGACAGAGAGAAUCGUCACAACCUACGUCAGAGAGAGAGACAUCAAAACCAAAGACCAGGUGCUGCUGUUGAUUGACAUUGAGCUGUCUUACAUCAACACAAACCAUGAGGACUUCAUUGGCUUCGCAAACGCGCAACAGAGGACCACUGCUAUUAACAACAAGAAGAGAGUGAUGCCAAACCAGGUGAUCCGGAGGGGCUGGCUCACUAUCAACAUAAGCAUUAUGAAGGGGGGGUCCAAAGACUACUGGUUCGUCCUGACUGCAGAGUCACUGUCCUGGUACAAGGAUGAGGAGGAGAAAGAGAAGAAGUACAUGCUGCCUCUAGAUAAUCUGAAGCUGAGAGACGUGGAGAAAGGUUUCAUGUCCACAAAACACACAUUCGCCAUCUUCAACACCGAGUCCAGGAACGUGUAUAAGGACCUACGUCAGAUAGAGCUGGCCUGUGACACACAGGAGGAUGUAGACAGCUGGAAGGCUUCGUUCCUCAGAGCUGGAGUUUACCCUGAGAAAGACCAGGUUGACAGUGAGGACACAGGACCAGCAGAAUCCUUCUCUAUGGAUCCCCAGCUGGAGAGGCAGGUUGAGACCAUAAGGAAUCUAGUAGAUUCCUACAUCGGCAUCGUCAACAAGUCCAUCAGGGAUCUAAUGCCCAAGACCAUCAUGCACCUCAUGAUCAACAGCGCUAAAGACUUCAUCCAUUCUGAGUUGUUGGCCUACCUGUAUUCCUGUGGGGACCAGGGCAGUCUGAUGGAGGAGUCAACUGACCAGGCUCAGAGGAGAGAUGAGAUGUUGAGGAUGUACCAUGCUCUGAAAGAAGCCCUGCUGAUCAUAGGAGACAUCAGUACAACCACAGUGUCAGCUCCUGUACCUCCACCUGUAGACGACACCUGGAGGACCAAGGAACCCAGCCCCCCUCCUCAGGCCAGACCAGCCCCGGCCGCUGUCCCCCCUCCUAGUCGCCCCCCGGCAGCAAGAGGCCCCACCGCCGCCCCUCCUCCCUCCAGUCCCCAAAACCCAGCUUUUGGGGCGCCCCUCAUCCCCUCUCGGCCCGGACCCCCACCAGUCAACACCUACAGUGCAGCGGACCCUGUCGUCAAUGUCCCCCUGAUCCCAUCUCGCCCAGCCAGGGUACCCCCAGCCCUACCCCCCGGCAUACCCAGGAGACCCCCAGCGGCCCCAGGCCGGCCCACCAUCAUACGCCCUUCAGAGCCUUCACUGCUGGACUAGACAGACAGACAGACAGACAGACAGACAGACAGAAUGAACAAUUACCUCUCCUAAUGUCCUUUGACUACAAAAACACACUUUGCGUAAUGUUGUUUUAUUCCCUAACAUGUUUCAAGCCUGUCUUUCAUGUCUUCCCUCUUAAUAUUCAUAUUGUCAUGUUAUUGUUCUUUCAUGUAUUCUCUCUUAAUAUUCAUAUUGUCAUGGGGUUUUUUUUCUCAUUUAAUCAACACUAUGUACUUUUGAUCACGUAGUUUUUUUAUAGCUUUGUUACAAUGUUUAAUACCUUCAACUUUUCAAAGGGAUUGAGAGAGAGAGAGAAAAAUGAAACCUACAUGUUUUUGUUUAACUCUAACUUAACUUUAAUGAACUUCAAACCGGUGGAUCAGACAGAAUUGAAAUCAGACAGGUUUAAAAUAUGUAACAGAUGUUUGUGAAUACCUAGAAUACUUCUUCACAUGGAAGCAUUAUUCCAUUUAAAAUAACAAAUACACUCCAUAAUUAAUAACAAAA
Messenger RNA from Oncorhynchus mykiss (rainbow trout), 3419 nucleotides. The record is from RefSeq and is a predicted model, not a curated record. Lineage: Eukaryota; Metazoa; Chordata; Actinopteri; Salmoniformes; Salmonidae.